CUCCGCAGGGUCACUGUGAGGGAGGAAAGGCAGCGGGGUCACGCAUCAUACGCGCCUUAUUUCCCCGCAGCGCCUCGCCGAUGGUGCGCACCGAGCGCCGAAGACAUGACCGAGGAGAUACAGAGCCUGCUCGAUCUGGAGUUACCGUGAAGUCGAGCUGGAAAUGAACUCUGGAGGCGCACGUCGGUCUCAGAAGAGCGUUCGUGGUCAGAGUCGGUCCUCCGGUAACAUCCACCGCGCGAGAAGUUUGACCGGAGCUGGCUGAAGGGAGGCUCCAACCUGCGUUACACAUCUGUGCGUGUGUGUGUGUGUCUGCGUGUGUGUGUGCGUGCGUGCGUGCGUGUGUGUGUGGCUCCAGCGAUCGGACGACCGUUUGCCUCACCGGACGCUGAGGGUUGCAUGCAUUAGUGCCAAGGAAUUGCAUUACGUGGGAGACUUCUGCUAAGGAGACACAGAGGCAUUUCUGGAGGAUGGCAGCCGAGCAGGGACGCACACAGCGGAACGGACGCAGUGACGCCGCGGCCAACGAGCCACGCUCCUCUCCCUGCACCAGCCUGAAGAUGUUUCUGGUGGCUUUGUCCUUUGCCUAUUUUGCAAAGGCUCUUUCAGGGAGCUACAUGAAGAGCACAAUAACGCAGCUGGAGAGGCGCUUUGACAUCCCCAGUUACCUAAUAGGUGUCAUUGACGGGAGCUUCGAGAUAGGUAACCUGUUGGUGAUUGCUUUCGUCAGUUACUUUGGGGCCAAGCUCCACCGGCCAAAGAUCAUCGCAGUGGGCUGUGUGCUGAUGUCCAUUGGCACCUUCAUCAUCGCUCUGCCUCACUUCAUCAUCGGACGCUAUGAAUUUGAAACAUCAGUGCGGUGGGUAGUGAACUCAACACUAAACCCCUCUCCGUGUGCGAUGGGCUCACCAGCAGAUCUGAGCCAAGGUGGUAAACUGCCUGCAGUGCCCCCCACGGGUUGUGAAGGAGAGUCCAACUUGUCAAUGUGGAUCUAUGUGCUCCUGGGAAAUGUCUUGCGGGGGAUCGGAGAGACGCCUGUACAGCCACUCGGGAUCUCUUAUAUAGAUGAUUUUGCUACUGAGGAGAACGCUGCGCUCUAUGUUGGAUGUGUGCAGACCAUCUCAGUUGUUGGCCCCGUGUUUGGCUACCUACUCGGCUCCCUUUGCGCUAAAAUCUAUGUGGACAUUGGAUUUGUAAAGAUGGAAACUAUCACCAUCACCCCAGCAGAUGCCCGCUGGGUGGGGGCCUGGUGGCUGGGCUACCUCAUAGCCGGGGUCAUCACCCUCCUGUCUGCCAUCCCGUUCUGGUUUCUGCCCCGUUCCCUGCCCAUGUCUGGGCCCCGGGGCCCAGAGAAGUGCACGCCGGAGCAGACAAGUUUCAUUAAAGACUCUCCUCUUCUGAAGCACAAGUAUCCUGCAGACGACAAUGUGACUUUCAUAGAGAUGGCCAAAGACUUUUUUCCAACCCUGCGGACUCUGCUGGGACACCCAGUGUACUUGAUCUACCUGUGUGUGACAAUCAUCCAGCUGAAUUCACUCAUCGGCAUGGUCACCUACAAGCCCAAGUACAUCGAGCAGCACUUCAGGCAGUCUGCCUCAAAGGCCAACUUUCUAAUGGGUGUGAUCAACAUCCCAGCUGUAGCACUGGGGAUGUUUUCUGGAGGUUUGCUCAUGAAGAGGCUGAAGCUGAACAUCAUGGGAGCAGCCAGGUUUGCCUUUGGCACGUCUCUGAUCGGUUACUUCCUGUCACUGUUCUUCUUCGCGAUGAGCUGCCAGAACGCCAAGGUAGCCGGGGUGACGCUUUCAUACAACAGUGUGGACGCGGUGUCUUAUGAUCAACACUCACUGUUCACAGCCUGCAACUCGGACUGUUUCUGUUCAGCGAGCGACUGGGACCCCGUCUGUGGAGAGAACGACGUCACGUACGUUUCUCCCUGUCUCGCCGGCUGCACCGGCUCCACUGGCUCAGGAAAAAACACAGUCUUCUCUAACUGUAGCUGUGUCGGUGUGGCCGGUAACUUUACGGCCAGUACAGGUCAGUGCCCUCACACGGACGACUGUGACAGGAUGUUCCCGUACUUCCUGGCUCUCUCUGUCAUCACUUCCUUUAUCAUCUCCCUCGGGGGGACACCGGGCUACAUGUUUCUCAUCAGAUGCAUCAAACCGCAGCUGAAAUCUUUGGCCUUGGGUUUCCAUGCUCUAGCAACACGUACACUUGCAGGGAUCCCUGCACCCAUCUACUUUGGAGCAAUCAUUGACACAACGUGUCUAAAAUGGGGUCAGAAGAGGUGUGGAGGCAUUGGAGCCUGUCGCAUCUACAACACCACUGCAUACAGGAUAGCAUACCUGGGUCUGACUCUGAGCCUGCGGACUAUCUCCUUCAUCAUUUGCAUCCCGGGCUUCAUUCUGCUCAGUCGACAGCUAAAGUCGGAGGAAAAAAACGGCAUCCACGGUGCUCUGGCCAACGGCGGCACGGAACUAGAGGCACUCAGGAAGGAAGAGUUUGUGAACUCUGACCAGUCACAACAAACCUCAGACAACAGCACAGACAGGGAGACACGGCUGUGACAGAUCCAGCAGAACCGAAACUCCUUGUCUCCCUCACACAAACACACACACACACACACACACGCUGAUGCACACAAACCACAGAUGAACAAAUACCAACCCACACACAGCCACACUGUGAACAGCGUGAUACUGUACAAACGCACACACACAAAUGAGAUUUGCAGGGAAUCACAUGUUGUAUCUGAUCAUCUCAUAAAAGCAUAAAUUCUAUAUUUGUACUACUGGACCUGUGAACGCUUUGUGAAUUUGACAGAAAUUUGAUAUAACUGAAAUAUUUCUUGAAUGUACAUGCUGUUUCUUUUCCUCAUAAAUAAAAUAUAACAAUAUUUCUGGUUUAAUGGUGGCACAAGAGAUCAGAUGGGAAAUGUGACUUGUACAGACUAUUAGAAAAAACAUUAUAAUCCUGAAAACCAGCACUCAUAAAGCUGCCGCUUUAGAUUUAUUUU
Acanthopagrus latus (yellowfin seabream) is the source of this 3016-nucleotide messenger RNA. RefSeq names its product solute carrier organic anion transporter family member 1C1-like. Gene Ontology annotation, biological process: sodium-independent organic anion transport; transmembrane transport. Gene Ontology annotation, cellular component: membrane. Lineage: Eukaryota; Metazoa; Chordata; Actinopteri; Spariformes; Sparidae. The transcript has 15 exons. The record is from RefSeq and is a predicted model, not a curated record. Gene Ontology annotation, molecular function: protein binding. The coding region runs from base 471 to 2567 and encodes 698 amino acids.